AUGAUGAAUCAAUAAGAGUAUACAAACUUAAUUGUAUUGGCUUUCUAAGGCAAAGAGACUUAGGCUAGAAAAAAGGCAGAAGAUUAAUUGAUUCAAAACUGUCAAAAUGAUGCUAGAUCUAUUGACAUUUUAUGUGAAUUAUCAUCUUAAUAAAAUGAUUUACUUUUAGCUGAAUCAGCCGCUAUUACAAUAAUAACUGCUGUGAAAAAAUUCAUUGCCAAUACAAGUAAUACUAUAUUGAAUUUAUAUAUAGAACCAUAUGCUCUUGAAAUGAGAUUACAUCAUGUUGAUCUCUUUGUUCAAAUGCUAACAAAAUAAAUAUCUGAUAAAAUAAAAGUCAGCAUUCAAUAAGCUCUAUAGUAAUUAGUUUAUUAUGAUAAAUGUAAAUAAAUUAUUAUUAUUAAUUUUAAGAGAAUCACUUCAAGACUCGUCUUAAAUAACAUGUAAUCUAAUCAAUUGAAACAAGAUUAGAAAAUAUGAUAGCAUCUGCAUUUUAUAUAACAGAAACAUUGUAAUUAGAUAAUCAAUAUGAAUGGUUUUAAUCUAUCAUCAAAGCAGGUAAACUAAUAAGUACUUUUUCUCAAUCUACCAAAAUAUUAUGGGCUAAAGUUCUAUUUCAUUAAUUAGAUCAGCAUCUCACAACUCAUUAAAUGACUGGUGUACCAGAACCUAUUCAAUAAUAUUUUAUAUAUAAUGAAGAAUUGUGUUAAGUACUUAUUCUCAAAACACAACAAUUAACUUUUGUAGGUGAUGAUUUAGAAUAUUGUCAUUUGAUAGUUGCAUCAUAAAGAUUAAUAUAUGGAUCUAUUAUUAAAUUUUAUAAGGAAGCCAUUAUAGCUAAAAAGUGUCCAUUUUUAGAUAUCUUAAGCAUUCUGUGUGAUUCUUAUAUUUAAAGUCUUGUGGCAUAUGUAAUGUCAUCGAAUUUCUCUUAUGAUAAACUUAAUCAGAAUCAAUAAAACUUAAUUAAUGAAAUAAUAAAAUUAUUGGCCAUAACAUGUAAGAGUAUUUCAGUCUAUCAUAUAUUUGCCGAAUAUAGAAUGGCUAUUUUUCUAGAUAUAAUUUUACCAUUCUUUUCAUCAACUUAAAAAGAAAUGAAUGAUCUUAUUGAAGAUCCUAAUGAAUUUGUUUAAUUAACAUAAGAUUUAUUGGAUGAGUAAAAAUCUGAUAUAAUUAAGUCAUCUGUAGCUUAAUUGAUUAUAGCUUAUUGUUAACAUAUAGAUGGAUCUGUAUCCUUCUUUACAUCAUUUUCAACUCUAGCUGCUACAUAUUGCAUUUAAAAAUUAUCAAACGCAGAAAUAAAAGAAUAAAUGGGAUUAAUAAUGGAGUUCAAAGAACAUUAUUUUUUAAAGUCCAUGAAUGAAAAUGUUUUGUUAGAAACUUCAUUAUUAAUCUUAUCAAUUUUGAGUAAUUAUCUUGUUUAUAGAAAUGAAGUGGGACAAAUAUUUAAAUCCUUUAUUUCUUCAUAUGGUGAUUACUUAUUAAAUUAUUCAAUACGUAUAACAAUUUUAUUUAAUUUUAGCACUUGUUAAGGCCAGACUAUGUACAUAUAUUGGUGCAUAUUGUAAGUCAAUUCUACAUGAGUAAGAAGAACUAUCUUAAUAGCUACUUAAUUUUUUGAUCAAUUAAAUCAAAUCUGCUAAAAAUGAAUUAUAUGCUAAUUCUUAUUGUGCAAUAGAAGCCAUUAAAAAUAUUAUUGAAGAACCAAAUUUAGAAAAACUUUUAGAACCAAAUAUUGGAUAGAUUCUAAUUGCACUAUGUGAAUCUUUAUUAUAAAGUGAUUUUGAAGAUCAUUUUGAUACUAUUAAAUAAAUAUUCAAGUAUAUAUUGAUAUUAUUAAAUAAUAGAACAUUUACAAUAGAACCAUCAAUAUUAGAUUAAGCAUUAGGUCUAAUAGUUUUGAAAAUCUAAUAAGAAUAGUAAUUAGUGGAAUAAGGAUAGACUGAGAGACAAAUUUGUAUCAAUUAGACAUGGAAUAUACUUAAAUCUCUACCUGAAAUAGAUAAGAUUAUACCUAUACAUUUUAAUCUUUUAGAAAAAAGAGUUGCUAUUCUAUAUAAAUAUAUCAUAAGUAAUUAAAGAUAUAAAAAUAAUUAGAUCCAAAUAUUAUUGAUUUUGAUGAGGACAUUGUAUAUUUUAUUGCAUAACUUAUAAGUAAAACUAAAUUUAUCAGUGACUAUUAAGCGGAAAUGUUUUUUUAAUGUAACAAAGUAAUAGAAAAAUAAAGAUUUACUCUUGGAUAAUUAUUUGAACUUUUUAAUUAUUAUAUUUAUUAUGGGAAAACAUUAUUUUCAAAUAUCAAUGCUUAAGAAUUUGUAUUUAUCAUAUAUAUAAUAAAUUAGUUGAUUUAAAUGUUGGAAGUUGUAUUUAAUAAUCCAUAGAAUGGUGAAGCCUCUUAAGGAGAAGCAAUUAUAUUAUUACAUUUACUUCUUUAAGAAUAUACAUUAAAUAAAGAUGUUUUAACAUAUAUAUAUACAAAAAUUUUAUAAAGAUCUUAAUUAGAGGUAAAAAAUGAUUUUCUGAGAGCUAGAUUGAUGGGUAUAUAUAUAUCAGGUUUUAUUUAAAAUUGUUCUUAAACAUUAGCAUGGAUAGAAUAAUAAUAAGGAUUUAUUUAUGAUCAUAUUAUAGAUUCAAGCAAACAUUGUUAACCUGAUUAUGAUAGUUAACUCUAUAUAGUAGGAUUUUGUUAACUUUUACUAAAGAAUCCUAAAUAUUUAAAUGUAGCAUUGCUUACAAAUUUUGUAACAGUUUUAAAAAGAUAAUAUAAUCAUGAUUAAAAAAAGGAUAAAGAUGAUAAUAAUGACAGUGAAGAUAUGUUUGCUUUUAAUGAUGAAUUAGAAGAUUCAAAAAUUACAAUGGAAGCAUUUUAAUGUAAUAUUACAAAGCAUAAUUAAUUUGACAUGUUUCAUCUAACAUAUUAACAUCUAAGAAGAACCUUAAAUAUACCAGAAUUAAUAUCAAAUGAUCCUAUUUUGAAAAAAGAUUUAGAUGAAAUGCUUAAAAUUAAUAAAAUUAAUUCAGAUGCUAGAAUUAUUUUAAAACUUAAAAAGAGAAAAGAAACAUGA
Molecule: messenger RNA, 3062 nt
Organism: Paramecium primaurelia
Lineage: Eukaryota; Ciliophora; Oligohymenophorea; Peniculida; Parameciidae
Source: the annotation of a GenBank genome assembly